Molecule: messenger RNA, 769 nt
Organism: Ceratitis capitata (Mediterranean fruit fly)
Lineage: Eukaryota; Metazoa; Arthropoda; Insecta; Diptera; Tephritidae
Gene: msd5
Product: augmin complex subunit msd5
Exons: 1
Coding region: 2-757 (251 amino acids)
Source: RefSeq, a predicted model, not a curated record
UAUGUCGCAAAAAGAUAUAAAUUUUACAGAAAUUUCAAAAAAUAUUUAUAAAAAUCAUAAUGAGCACGAGAAAAAUAUUACUGGGAAUCGGGUUAAAACUUCUCUAAUUAGUUUAUCAGACUUCUAUGGUGGUUAUCAGGAGGAAGUUAAAAAGAUCAAUUCCGAAAUUACACCAUCCAAAGACGAUCCAGCAGUAGCUGACUUUGCGGAUAUAUUUAAAGCUUUUGAUGAGUAUCCAAGUAAUUUGCACAAACCUAAACGUCUGCCUACGAAGGAGCAACAGCAACGAAUGAAUUGUACCAUGGCACGUGAUAUGACCAUAAUGAUCAAUUCCCGUGAACAGUCACCCAGCAGUACCUCUGCCCAGAACAUAGCGCGCAGCCUAUCUGAACUGCCUUCAGCUGGUGAAAUCUACAACGAUUUUAGGAAGUUUCAACAGAAGCUCGCACAAUUCCUAAGCGAAGCAGAGCAACAGGAAUGUACAAAGGUGUAUGAGGAAAAGCUGGGACAGUUAUGUGCGUUUGGCAAGCAAUUGGAAAAAUUACGUCCAACUACCCAUAACAUCGAGCAAGCCUUCAACUCGGAUGAGGAAAAAAAGUUGCAGUCUAUACUUGCUAGCUUAGAAGAUUUAAAUUACAUACGUGAAAAUCAAGAAAUAUUUUCUACUAGUGGCCUCGCCACGAAUGCGCAGUCAACCCGAACCGAUAGUUUUAUGAAUUUAAUCACAUACUUAUUGAACACUGUUUCUAACAUUUAAAUAGUUUUUUAU